ACUUACAAUUAGUAGUCACAAUUGUUUUGUAAAAUGAAUGUGUAAAUAGAGUAUCCUAAUUUAGUUCGAGGUAUUUUCAUAUCUAAAGUCACAGUUUAAGUGUAUGUUUCCAAGCUGAAUGCCACAAGACAUGUUGUUCCGCCACGCCAGCAGAGGGAGCACUCCUAUAGGAAAGGAGGAAAAUGGGAGGUGCUUGUUAGUACUUCCGUGUCUCAGUCAGGUCACACCCUGAGAUGACAACGCAAUCAAGCACUUUGUGUCUCGUUUUUAUUCCUAUAAAACAGGUCGGUAAAGUGUGAUAAUAUUAACACAUUUGUCUCCAAGCAAUUAUAAGCGUUUCUGAAAAUAGAAAUAUCGAAGUAUGUUGUUAAAAGUGUGUAUUUUUGAUGAAAUUUGUUAUGUUCAAUAAGCGAUGUCUCCCUUUGUGUGCGAGCGCGUGGUUGGGCGGGAAUGGCGGCGGCAGUGGAGACUUGUUAAAGAUAAACUGUGAUUGUUAAGAAGUAUUAUAGGUAUAGUCAGGUCACACCCUGAGAUGACAACGCAAUCAAGCACUUUGUGUCUCGUUUUUAUUCCUAUAAAACAGGACACACCACAUCGAACACUGGGACCAGGCUACUCAGUGCGAGGCCUGUAACAGAAUUCUGGAGGCACCGCUGGGAUCGGCAUCCGACAAAAGAAGAUGCUGAUCUCCUAAUCUACGAAUCCAAGGCAGACGUGACGGCAGAAGCAAGUUGAAGCAGUGUGCGACUGAGGCAGCAACAGGACCAACGCGUGUGAGAGGGACCUUCGCUGGAGGAGUGCAGCACCGCUUGCCCGAGACAACAAAGCUACAGUCUGUCGUUGAGUAACACAAUCAACAUGGGAGAACGUGUACGUAAAGAGCUGACGUGGGAGGUAAAGAAAAUACUCCACGAGUUGACAGCACAAGAACUUUUUGAAAUUAUUGAGGACAUCACACCGGUAUCAGAUGUUGAUUCUUCUGGGGUAAUUAAGGGUGAUGAAGAGAGUUGUUUUGACUAUAUAUGUACUUACUUAAAUUGUAGGACACUACUAGAGUCAGAAGACCAAGGUAUUUCAUGCUUGCUAUCUCUAAGAGAUACGAUUAAUGACAUCAGAGCCAGUCGUUUCGCCGAAGUCCGUCACGCUAAGCAAACAGAAAGUGUUAUCAUUAACCCACCACCCUUACAACUGACAACUAUGCAACAGGGACAGAGGGACAACAGUGAUGACACAUUGCCACAUGUUUCCGCUGAUUCACAAGCACUCGAGUACCAAAUAUUAAUGGCCAAUUAUGAGUCUUUGGGGAGAAAGAUAUCUGAAUAUGAAACACAGAAGACACGCACGUAUAACGCAACACAUAUGUACGACUCCACAAACAUGCCUACUUUGACUGAUACACGGCAAGCUCAUACCGCCAUGCACACACCCACCUCAGCUGGUACCCAAACACUACAUCAAGCCGCUUCUCACGCUCGCCCUAGUAGUAUGGUUCCUUUACGAGAAAUACCCCUACUUCAGCGUAGAGAAUUUAAAGUUCACGGGGGUCAGGUGGGGGACAGUGUGUCAGAUAUUAGCUACCAUGGACUUUGUAAACAGAUAGAUGAGGGGCUCAAAGCAAGUUACUCUGAAGGUGAAAUCAUCCAGGGCAUCUUCCGUAUUGUCAGACCCGGACAGUUCAAAGAUAUGCUAGUUAACAAGGAUGAUUUAACACUCUGUGAACUCAGAAGCUUUUUGCGCUCCCACUUAAGUGGAAAAAGUGGAAGUGAGUUGUUCCAGGAGUUAAUGAGCACCCGGCAGCUUGAGACUGAAAGUCCCCAACAGUUCCUGUACAGGAUGAUUGGACUAAAACAAAAAGUGCUGUUUGCAUCUAGACAAGGUAAUAUGGACAUUGAGUAUGAACCUCGUACAGUGCAGAAUGUGUUUUUGCGCACUAUUCUCCAGGGUCUCCUACCCAAAUUUAGUGACAUUCGCACCGAACUUAAACCAAUGUUGUCCGACUAUGCUGUGUCAGAUGAAGCACUAAUUCGGCAUGUGAGCCAGGUGUGCAGUGAAGAGAGUGAGAGGCAGCGAAGACUUGCUCACGGAUCUCGUCAAAAGGUAACACAUGCUCACAGUGCCCAACUUGAGACUGAUAAGGACAUGGAAAAAACAUUACAGCAUAAGACAAAGAAUAAAAGCAAUGUGAUAGAGGAACUUAGUUCCAAAGUUGAUGCCCUGACAAAACUGGUUGAGUCUCUCACAGCUAACCAAACGUUAGAACAACCCUGUAGAUGCACAAAUGCCAGACCAAGGCCAAGGCAAACAGCAAGACAAUAUAGCUGCCCCAAGUGUGCUGAAGAAGGCACAAGCCCAUGUCACCAUUGUUUUCUAUGUGGGGAGGUCGGGCACAGAGCUGUUGGCUGUCUCAAGAGGCCUCGUGUCCAGAGUGCUAACCAACCCCCUGCUGAUGUCCACACCAUAAUGAACAGCAGCCCCUGGAGCCCUACAGAGGUGAAGCCACCAGGGGAGAGACCGGCACAUGUAAGAAACAUUGGAAUGUCCUCUCUUCAGUCCAAAGAUACUGAGGUGCGUGAACAAGUAGCCCAGUUAGUAGGGAAGAAAUGCAGGGUCAAGUGCAACAUUAACAAUUUUACAGUUGAAUGUUUGCUUGACACAGGUGCUCAAGUGAGUCUUCUUGAUCGUAAGUGGGUAAAAACUUACCUUCCCGACCAUAAGCCACGCCCAUUAGCAGAUCUCAUAGGGCGUAAACCUCUAAGUGUGCUCGCAGUGAAUGGUGAGCCCUUGCCGUAUGACGGUUGGGUGGGAGUGAAUGUGAGUCUCCCUGAUAAUAGCGACCCAAACCUAUCAAUACAGGUACCCUUCUUAGUAAGUAGUGUGCCCAUGGACCGCCCCCUUAUUGGUUUUAACGUAAUUGAAUGCUUGAUAAUGGGACCGAAGGGUGAGUCUGACUUCAUAUCAGCCCUUGUGACCCUCCUACGUGGAGCCUUAAGCAUUGAGAAUGACAAAGCAAUAGCACUUGUCAGUCUGAUUCAGACACAUGCCUCUCAUGAUAGUGAUGUCAGACAUGGUAUGCUUAAAGUGGGAUUUCAUGAUGUUGUUAUUCCAGCCGGUGCGGUUAGACAAGUAAAGUGCAGGAUUCCACCUAUGUUUGACACAUCAAACCCCCUGGUGCUCUUUGAACCCAAUGAAAAUAACCCACAGUUACAGCAGCUUGAUGUCGGUGACAGUCUCUUGGAGAUCAACCACGCAAAAGUACCCUGCUUGAGAAUCCCCAUAGGCAACCACAACAAGCAUGAGGUCACAUUAUCCUGUAAAACAAUAUUAGGCAGCAUUGAGCCUGUUGUCAAGAUAGUAUCAACUGACGAACCACAGCUGACUGAAACAAAAGUUCCUUUUGAGUCCCCAAAUGCUGUGUCUCAAAACACCAAACAGGAUACAAGAUCUUGUGUGGUGGAGCCAUGGGACCCACCUGUAAACAUUGACCACCUGACAGAGGAACAACAGGAAAUAGCCAAACAACUCUUGCAAGAGGAGGCAGGAGCAUUUGCUCGAGAUGACAAUGACAUGGGGUGUAUCAAAAGUUUAGAAAUGUCGAUUGCACUUAAAGACAAUACCCCUGUUCAAAAAUCUUAUGCAUCCAUUCCGAAACCCUUGUACAAGGAGGUCAAGGAGUAUAUUGAGGAUCUCCUUGCUAAAGGAUGGAUUGUUAAGUCUAAAUCCCCCUACUCCGCACCAGUCAUUUGCGUGCGUAAAAAGGAUGGGACACUUAGACUAUGUAUUGACUAUCGCCUUCUGAACCAUCGCACAGUCCCUGACCGCCAUCCCCUUCCCAGGAUCCAAGAUCUCACAGACACCCUGGGGGGGUAUACUUGGUUCUCCAUCUUAGAUCAGGGAAAGGCAUACCAUCAAGGGUUUAUUGCAGAAGGUUCACGUCAUCUGACCGCCUUUAUCACCCCAUGGGGUCUAUUUGAGUGGGUACGCAUACCAUUCGGCCUGACAAAUGCGCCAGCCGCAUUUCAGCGCAGUAUGGAGGAAAUGCUUGCACCCCUGAGGGAUGAGUGUUGCAUCCCGUACCUGGAUGACAUAUUGUGUUUUGCAAAGACCUUUGAAGAUCACAUUGAAGUGCUCAGGAAAGUUUUGAGAGCCCUGCAGACGCAUGGAGUGAAACUCAGGCCCACAAAAUGUGACCUUUUUAAAAAUGAAGUGCGGUACGUCGGUCGCUUGGUGUCAGCCGAAGGCGUGCGCAUUGACCCCAAAGACUUGGAAGCUGUGUAUGCCUUGAAGAAUGACCCUCCGACUACAAUCGGAGAUGUAAGAAGGAUUGUAGGCUUUUUGAGCUACUACAGGUCCUAUAUACAGGAUUUCUCCAGAAUGGCAAGCCCUAUUUAUGAACUCCUCCAACCAGGGAGAAGUUUGAGACAACCAUUGCUGAAUAGAUCAGGGGCUCAAAAAGGAAAAGGUGCUCAAUUGCCAUCCAAAACCCCAAUUGAAUGGACCAGGACGCAUCAAGAAGCCUUAUGCAAGCUGAUUGACCAGUUGGUAGAGCCACCUGUGCUGGCAUAUCCUGAUUUUGAACUGCCUUACAUAGUCCACACAGACGCUUCUGACAAGGGACUUGGAGCGGUUCUUUAUCAGAGACAGAAUGGAAUGCUCAGAGUGGUUGCGUAUGGAUCAAGGACUCUCACACCAGCUGAGAAAAACUACAGACUACACUCAGGCAAGUUAGAAUUCCUCGCCCUCAAAUGGUCAGUAUGCGAAAAGUUUAGGGAUUAUUUGUAUUAUGCCCCACACUUUACUAUCUACACUGACAAUAACCCUUUAACUUAUGUCAUGAGCACUGCUAAAUUAAAUGCAGUUGGCCACAGGUGGGUGGGUGAACUGUCAGAUUUUAGAUUUGAUAUACGGUACAGACCAGGCAAAAUAAAUGUUGACGCUGAUACACUCUCACGUUGCCCCCUAGAUAUCAACAAAUAUGUCAGUGAGUGUACACAGGAAUUGACCAGGGAAGUUGUUACCACGACAUGGGGAGGGUGCAGAGCAGGCGAAAGGGGAGAUGUAGCCUGGAUAGCUGCUUUGGCUCUGGCCCAGGGUGACCAGCUUGAACCCAAGACCAAAGAAACAUUGACACCAUUUAGUCUCACUGAACUCCAACAGGCCCAGCAAAAGGACCCAGUGAUUGGAAAUAUUCUACGAUUGAAAGAGUCAAAUGCAACACUAACUGACAGCAUGAAGCAAAGUCAGCAAGGGUUAGGCAGAAAAGUAAUGCAUGAGUGGACAAGGCUGCACAUCGAAGAUGGAAUCCUCUAUCGUAGAGUCGCAGAGCGACGUCAACUAGUUUUACCUGCUAGUCUCAAAGCAUUGGUUCUCAAGCACUUACAUGACGACAUGGGUCACGUAGGCACUGAAAGAGUCCUAAGUUUAGCAAGACAGAGGUUCUAUUGGCCUUACAUGAGGCGAGAGAUUGAGACAUAUGUUACCAGACAAUGCCAGUGCAUAAAACAAAAAAAACCUGUGACACACGUACGAGCCCCAAUGAGUAGCAUAACAACCAACUCUCCACUGGAGCUUGUCUCAAUUGACUAUUUGCAUUUAGAACAGAGUAGAGGAGGCUACCAAUAUAUCCUAGUGGUAGUUGAUCACUUUACCAGAUUUGCACAAUGUUAUGCGACCCGUAAUAAGUCAGGGAAAACUGCGGCAGAGAAAAUCUUUAAUGAUUAUAUCCCCAGAUUUGGCUAUCCCUUGAAACUGCAUCAUGACCAAGGGCGCGAAUUUGAAAAUAAUUUAUUCCGAACGCUACAGCAACUGAGCGGAGUGGGACAUUCCCGGACGACCCCAUACCACCCUCAGGGUAAUCCGGCCGAGCGCUUUAACCGCACAGUGCUGCAAAUGUUGCGAACCCUGAGUGAGGAGAAGAAGGAAAAGUGGAAAGAUUACAUACCCCAGAUUGUCAGUGCAUACAACAGCACACGUCAUGAAGCAACUGGUUACUCACCUUUCUUCUUGCUUUUCGGGCGUCAUCCACGAUUGCCGAUAGACCUGCUCCUCAGGAUGACUCACCAGGAGGAACCGCAGACAACCAAAAGGUAUGCCGAGAAAUGGGCAGAACGCAUGACCGAAGCUUACAGGAUAGCUUCAGAAAACAGCAAAAAGUCAAGUGCCCGCGGUAAGAAGUACUACGACAAGCAUGCGAAAGGAGUAGUGUUGCAACCGGGAGAUCGAGUGCUGGUGCGCAAUCUAAGUGAAAGAGGUGGCCCUGGAAAGUUAAGGUCCUAUUGGGAAAACAGCACUUAUGUUGUGAAAGACCAGGUUGGUGACAAUCCCGUGUACAGGGUAGUUUCGGAAAAAGAUGGCAGCAAGUCACGCAUUUUGCAUCGUAAUUUAUUGCAUCUUAUUAAUGACCUACCUGUCAACCUACCAGUAGAGGAAGAGAGAGGAAAGAAGGUACCAGAAAGGAGACCAAGAACAACUCACAUAAAUAUUCCACCUGAUUCAAACAGUGACACAGGCUCUGAUGAUGAUGGCAGUUCUAGCUAUUAUGAGCUAAGAUAUAACUUUUGUACAGAAGACAGACCAGACGUGGAACCCUCCUUGGUCCCCAAAAUUCAAUCAGGCCCGCUGGAGCUCAGCCAAAUCGCCAACCAAGGACCAACUUUGAGGAAAAGGGACUCAGCAAAUAGGAGACAUGCACCCAUGAAUGGGACAGAAGGACCAGGAAAGAGAGAUCAUUUACGGGACAAUGAUGAACAUAUUUUGGAGGACAUCAGUGAUGGGGAUAUAGAGGGAUAUGAGGGAACUAAAGGAUAUGAACCCAGAAAUCUACCUGUCAUGGAAGAGGGAUGUGAACGAGAGCAGUCUUUUUCGCAAGACGAACAAGCGCAACUGAGCCCCACUCCUGACGCUGAGGUACCACCCCCAAGAAGGUCCACUAGAAAUAGGCAACCGGCAUCUCGAUUUACUUAUGAUACCCUUGGUCAGCCUUCUUUUCAUGUGCCCUCAGUAGUUAACAGUGCAGAGGUGUAUGCAGGCCCCUCAAUGGUUGCCUGGAGUAUUCUAGGACACCCGUUGCUUCCCUAUCCCGUGCCAUCCCAAUUUUUCAACCCGUCAUUCUGUUCACCAAACGUGUACACCAUACAAACAUCUCCGCACAUGCCAAUGUACGUCUCAUAAGGCACCUACAUAGAUGUACAGAGUUUGUGAUAGUUGUAUUUUGAAGUUGUGAAAUGUCGGGAGUCAUUCCUUUUUUUGUUGGGGUGUGUUGUGACACUUACAAUUAGUAGUCACAAUUGUUUUGUAAAAUGAAUGUGUAAAUAGAGUAUCCUAAUUUAGUUCGAGGUAUUUUCAUAUCUAAAGUCACAGUUUAAGUGUAUGUUUCCAAGCUGAAUGCCACAAGACAUGUUGUUCCGCCACGCCAGCAGAGGGAGCACUCCUAUAGGAAAGGAGGAAAAUGGGAGGUGCUUGUUAGUACUUCCGUGUCUCAGUCAGGUCACACCCUGAGAUGACAACGCAAUCAAGCACUUUGUGUCUCGUUUUUAUUCCUAUAAAACAGGUCGGUAAAGUGUGAUAAUAUUAACACAUUUGUCUCCAAGCAAUUAUAAGCGUUUCUGAAAAUAGAAAUAUCGAAGUAUGUUGUUAAAAGUGUGUAUUUUUGAUGAAAUUUGUUAUGUUCAAUAAGCGAUGUCUCCCUUUGUGUGCGAGCGCGUGGUUGGGCGGGAAUGGCGGCGGCAGUGGAGACUUGUUAAAGAUAAACUGUGAUUGUUAAGAAGUAUUAUAGGUAUAGUCAGGUAACAAUUUGUGUAAUUGUAAUUGAUUUAUAAUGACAAAAAAGCGUUCAAGAAAGCAGCAAUAUUAAAAAGAAGCAAUGUCAGGAUACAGUACAAACAUGUAAAAUGAAGAUGUUCAUUAAAGUAACAGUACCGCUCCGCUACGUGAUGCUUUUACACAAGAAAUAUAGUGUUGGGGUAUGUAACGAUCAAUCCUCCAUGGUUUUGUGGAUUUGUUUUAUCAUUUCAAAAGUAAAGAUGUAAUUGUUUAACAAUGUGAAUGAAAAAUGGGGAAUUGAAAUUACAUUAUUGAAACUAUUUGAAAGUGAUUAAAAGCACAAUAGAAAUGCAAAUGAGAGUAAAGAAGUCAAGAAAUGUUUAAUAAAAAAGAGUCAGGUCACACCCUGAGA
This is a messenger RNA of Nerophis lumbriciformis (worm pipefish), 8170 nucleotides long. RefSeq lists its product as uncharacterized. NCBI's taxonomy places the organism in Eukaryota, Metazoa, Chordata, Actinopteri, Syngnathiformes, Syngnathidae. The record is from RefSeq and is a predicted model, not a curated record. Gene Ontology annotation, biological process: DNA integration; proteolysis. Gene Ontology annotation, molecular function: zinc ion binding; aspartic-type endopeptidase activity; nucleic acid binding.